Boeremia exigua is the source of this 2051-nucleotide messenger RNA. RefSeq lists its product as uncharacterized. The record is from RefSeq and is a predicted model, not a curated record. The transcript has 2 exons. Lineage: Eukaryota; Fungi; Ascomycota; Dothideomycetes; Pleosporales; Didymellaceae. The coding region runs from base 351 to 1787 and encodes 478 amino acids.
GCCAAUACAUCAAGGCCACGAAGGGCAUCGACAAGGCUGUCCAGACCUCAAAUUUCCACCAAGUGAGGGCUCCAUUCGGCAGGUUUCGAUUUCUUGUGUGCCGUCGCCUCUGUCUAGUUCAGGAACAGACCUGAUGAGCUGACGUGCAGACGUUAGUCCAUUAGAACCGGUGAAUCCUCAUCUAUUUGGUCUGAUUCCAAGUGGUUGAAGGCUCCCUUGACGCCGCUGCUGCAGCCAUCGCAACCAGUAUAUAGCAGCCUCAUCACCCACAUCAGCUAGCCAUCCAGCAACUCACUCGCUUUUUUCGUUAGCUCUUUUCAGUCCUUCGUUCCUUUGAAUAUUCAUCCAAGAUGAUCUUCCCUCUUCUAAUUGCUGGGUUCGCAGCAGUCUCUACCGCCCAGUCAAUAGUUUCCGUCUCCCCAUGUCAAGAGGUCACUGAGACCUUGACGGAAUGCCGGACCAGCUAUAGCGAGUUCGCCGCACCUACCGGAGUUAGCAUCCAAACAGCCAGCUUUACAACAACCUUCAAUUACAGCAUCUCCAUCACAAGUACCACUUACGAGACUGUGACUGUCACUCCUGCUGCGACCACCAACUUCAUUGGCGUCGUCAACGUUACCUCCACAUUCACUACAACCGUGACUUCUGUACCAGCCGCAACUACGAUCCCGUCGCCGAAGGGAUUCUUCCCGAUCAUCAACACCGGUAUUGCUGUGGCACCAACACCUACCCCAUCAGCAAUCGGCCGGCACCGACGUGCUUCGAUUGAGUCUCGCGCUGAACACCUCCAGAGGGUAAAGCGUCUUCCCGAGACCCCAGCUGGGAACACGGUUGGAUUCAUUGUUUUUGAAAAUGGCGAAGCUCAGAGUCUUAGGCGCACCUUCCCUGUAUUCGUCGAGUGCCACUACACAGUCAACAUAAACAGCACCGUGACCACAAUCGUUGCUGGUCCUCCUCAGACUGAAGUUCUGGUUCCUGCCACUGCUACUGCUGCUAGCACCUCAACGGUCAGCGUCACUGAGACUGUCAUCGAGAUCGACGCCCAACCCACCGAGUAUGCGGCUUGUCAGGCCAACAACGUUGUGAACAACGUCAUUGGUUUCGAUAACCAGCCCAUCUACUUCGAUCGCGUCAUCUACGCAAGCGACAUCGGCUUCCCCAUCGCCAACGUCCUGGUCGUUGACAUUCUUUCCCCCGUCGACUGCUGCAUCGCGUGUCAAAAGACGCCGUUCUGCGCCGGCUCCUUCUAUGCGCCUUCUGUCCCGGCCUGCUACCUGCAGCUGACCCAGGCACCGCCCUCGUCCUCUUCCUCUUCCUCAUUGCCCUCGCUCCCAUCCGCGACCCUGCUGCCGCCUUACCCCCUCGCCUCCGCCAACACAAGUCUGCCUUACCCCACCGCUUCUGGCGCCCCCUACCCCGCCGGCAACGACACUCUCGCGUACUUCCCCACCGCCACAGCCCUUGCAACCGGCUUCACGACCUUGACCCCUAUCGCAACGCCCAUCUCCGACCCCGAAGACGGCAUGAUGAGCAUUCUGCCCAUCUCCGCGGUGCCGACCACCGGCACUCUAGACAGCCCGGGCGCAGGCACCUGCGCCGUGGGCAGUUUGAGCUUGUAUCUGGGCAAGGUGUACGGGCAGGUUGGGUUCCCGCCCGGUGUGGCAUUGUGGGUCAGCAACGGGCCGUGUGGGCGCAUGGGUAUUGAUUUCGACGAAGCGGCGCCUGUCAAGCCGGAGGACUUGAAGCCCUUGGUUGCGCGGAGGUUUGUGGGCAGCACUUUGAUUUAAGCGGUGCCCGGGAGGUGCGGUUGAGUACUUGCAGGCACAGAGUGCGAGGUGACGGGGUGGUAUGGGUAAUGCACGGUGUCUGUACUGUAGACGCAUUGGAGGUUGUGGGGUCCUUGUCCAUGUCACUCGUUCAUGUUCUGGAAUUUGGUGCACGCGCUGUGGUUAGAUUCUCUUCGGAACAUAUCUUCUCGACCUGCGAAGGUCUUUCGCUGGAUACUUUGAUUGUAGAAAUUUUACGCUUUGCAUAUGACGUUUACCUAGCUU